CACCGGCGGGUUCGAAAAGUCCCACGACCGAGCAAUUUUGCACCCAACCGUUCCGGAUCCGUUCGUGCGCCGACAAAGAGAUUGCUUCACCCAGUUUUGUAAAGGUACUGUAACAAUGGUCAAUGUCCUUCUAAAGGAAACAAAGAUUGAUGAGAUGAAAGAAGCAUUAUUAUUCAGCAACAAGUUGCAGAAGGAGCAAGAAGAAGAAUGGUUGUUUCCGGUGAGCCCGACGGGGCAAUACUUCAACAGCUCCGUCCUCUCCAUUUGCGUUCUCGCCGUCUUGGAUUUCGAACACCCCAUUGACGAUUCCCUCGCCGUUCCCCUCAUCAACAAUCUCUUUCUCCCCAUCAGUCCCAGAUUCUCUUCCAUCAUGGUAAUAGAUGAGAAUGGAGAGAAACAAUGGAAGAAAGUGGAAGUGAGAGCAGAAGAUCACAUAAGAGUACCCGUUUUCCCGCCAGAGUCAGAAUCGUACGAUGAGUGCUUCAAAGAUUACCUGUCGGAGGUUGCAAUGGAGCCGCUGCGGCAGGGGAGGCCGUUGUGGGAAAUCCACAUCGUCAAGUACCCGACCAGCGCCGCCGCCGGGAACGUGAUCUUCAAGCUCCACCACGCCCUGGGCGACGGCUUCUCGCUGAUGGGCGCCCUCCUGUCCUGCCUCCAGAGGGCCGACGACCCCGCCCUUCCCCUGACUUUUCCGGCGUUCAAGGAGCCCUCCCGCGUCACGGGAUCCGGCAAAGAUGGGCUCUGUAAGGCUCUGCCGGGACUCGUCUCCGCCGUGGUCAACACUGUUUCCGAUUUCGGGUGGAGCUUGAUGAAGAGUAGCUUUCUUGAAGAUGACCGGACUCCGAUCCGUUCCGGCGACCCUGGGGUCGAGUUCCGGCCGGUGGAUAUUAACACCAUAGCGUUUUCUAUUGACGAGUUCAAGCAAAUCAAGACUAGGCUCCAUGUGACCAUAAACGACGUGUUGUGCGGAGUAAUAUUUCUGGGGACGAGACUGUACAUGGAGGAGAUGAGCGACGGCGGCGGCGGCGGGGAGCUGAAAAACGGGAAGGCGACGGCGCUGGUGCUGCUGAACACGAGGAACAUCGGCGGCUACAGAUCCACCAAGGAAAUGGUCCGGUCUGAGGGCGGCGACUCCUCCAAGUGGGGGAACCGGUUCGCAUUCAUGCACGUCGCCGCCCCGAAAUCCAACUCUUCUUUUUCUAAUCCCAUCGACUUCGUCUCCAAAGCCCGGGAGAUCAUCCAGAGGAAAAGAAACUCCUCCGCCGUUCUCCUCACCGGAAAAGUCCUCGACACUCUCCGCCACUACAGUGGACCUGAGGCGACGGCUAAAUAUGUGCACAACACACUGAAGAACUCGAGCAUGACAAUAUCGAAUAUGAUUGGGCCUAUAGAGAAAAUGUCUUUGGCGGAUCAACCCUUAAAGGGCUUGUAUUUCAUGGUUGUCGGUGUUCCCCAGAGUUUAACCAUAACAGUGAUGAGCUACAUGAGAACGCUGAGGAUUGCAGUGGGAACAGAAAGGGGUUUCAUAGAUCCCGCCAAGUACGAGGAUUGUGUCCGGAGAGCCUUCCACUUGAUCUCCGACGCGGCUGCCGCCACCGCCCUUUGUUAAAUUCCGUCGUCACAUACCAACUACUAAAUGCAACACACACACACACACAAAAAGAAGAAGAAGAAGUAAUUAGAAACAAUCUCUUGGAACAAAAGGAUUGUGAUGAAGCCAAGCAACAUCAUGAGAUUUCCAACAAGUUGCUUCUAGUGACUAAAGUAAUUAACUAGUAACCUCGUCUCUGAGUAUUUGUCUAGUUUUAACUUUUUCGGUUAACAUUUUUCAAAUAUUGAUCUAUAGUUAAAUAAAACAUAUAUUGAAUAUUAAUUAAAUAAAAUAAUAUUUUGAAAAAAUUGAUAUUAAAAAUCUAAUAAAAUUAUAUUUGUAUCAAUAUCUAAUAUCAUGUUUAUUUAAUUUGAGGUCAAAGCUUACUAAUUUUAACCGAAAAAAGUCAAAAAGUACACAAAUACUCAGGGACGAACCGAGUGCAUAUUUGUUUAUAGUACUCCGUAUAUGUGAUAUAUAAGCUCGGGGGACAAUGAUAGAAUCAUAUAUACAAUACAUGUUUUGAAUAUAUUCUUUUUAAGUUAUUAUCUUUGUAACUUCCCUCAAAAUCAUUUGAAAUCCCAUAAUUUCAAAUUCACAAUGCUGUUUGGGAAGUUAUAG
This is a messenger RNA of Cuscuta campestris, 2212 nucleotides long. The record is from the annotation of a GenBank genome assembly. NCBI's taxonomy places the organism in Eukaryota, Viridiplantae, Streptophyta, Magnoliopsida, Solanales, Convolvulaceae.